CGCAUUAGGCCGUGUGGUUGUGCGAAUAAGCUUAAGGUAGUCGGUUCGAAAACGUGGACGCUUCUGUCGCUUGAAAACAAUAACAAACCCACGUGAAGGGAAAGUGGCAGUGUGAGCUGUAGCAAGAAUUAUUGUUAUUAUUUAAUUGUACGAGUUGAUGUUUACGAGGCAAGGAUGAGGAUGCCACAGGAAAAGGGACAGGAGAGUGAAGAUGGAAAAACUGAAGCAAAGCAGGAAUUGUCAGGCAUAGUUCCAGAUGUCGCCGAAUUUGCGCCUGUUGAGAAUCCAGGGCCGCUCUCCCUGGAACACUUGGGACCUGACAAGGAGUUGUUUAUUGUCAGAAUGCCUUAUGGGAUGGUACAACCACCAAAACUAGCCAAUGUGAACCUUACCCUUGAUAGCAAAAAGAAACGAUCUGUUCAGAUUGACAAUCAUUUGCUAAGUGUCUCGGCCUAUGAAUCAUCCACAGUGGGAUCAACACCAAGCAUUUUCCUUCCAGAUGAUGAUGGGGAGCUUCAUCAGGUUAAGCUGAACAUUGCAGGUCAAAUAAUCCUGAAACAUGAGCCACAGAGUUCCAGUGACAACCCAACAAUAGAUAUAAACACUUUGAGGGCAGUGAAGCAUCAGCCACCUUCAGAUAUACAAGAGAGAAACUUCUUGAGUAGAUCAAUAACUGAAAAAAGAAUUCUAGUACAGGCAACAGAGGAGGAAACCCCAGAAGAGAACCCAAAAAAGAAGAAGAAGAAGAAGAAAAAAAAGCAAGAAGAAGCUGAGAUUGAAGAAAAUAUGGAGGAAGAAGUCAGCAUAAAGCCUCCCAAAAAGAAAAAGCACAAGAGACAAAGUCUGCUGAAUGAAGAAGCAUAAAUUGUUUAUCUUUUAUCCUCUUUCCCUUCUCCAUAAUUGUUCUGAAUUUCUCUGUCUUCCUCUACCCAUUUCUUCCAUACUUGCUGGACUGUUGUAUAAUAAAAGCACUAUAGAA
Messenger RNA from Penaeus vannamei (Pacific white shrimp), 979 nucleotides. RefSeq lists its product as uncharacterized. The record is from RefSeq and is a predicted model, not a curated record. Lineage: Eukaryota; Metazoa; Arthropoda; Malacostraca; Decapoda; Penaeidae.